Messenger RNA from Geodia barretti, 1221 nucleotides. Lineage: Eukaryota; Metazoa; Porifera; Demospongiae; Tetractinellida; Geodiidae. The record is from the annotation of a GenBank genome assembly.
AUGGCGCAUCCACAGAACCUUGAUUUUGCCCACAGCCAGUUGAGGAGGCAAUCGAUGAACGCUCCGGCCCGCAUGAAAUUUGGCGUGUUUAUGGCUCCGUUCCACCGCGUCGGCGAGAACCCUACGCUGGCCCUCGAGCGCGACCUCGAACUCCUGCAAUGGUUGGAUCACCUGGGCUACGACGAAGCCUGGAUCGGUGAGCACCACAGCGCCGGGUGGGAAACCAUCGCCUCGCCCGAAGUGUUCAUGGCCACCGCGGCCGAACGUACCCGGAACCUCCGCCUGGGUACCGGCGUCAUCAGUCUCCCAUAUCAUCAUCCCUACAUGGUGGCCAACCGCAUGGUCCUCCUGGACCACCUCACCCGGGGGCGCGUGAUGCUGGGUGUGGGACCUGGCGCCCUCGCCUCCGAUGCCUACAUGUUUGGUAUCAAUCCGGCCCGGCAGCGCGAGAUGAUGGACGAGUCCCUGGGGGCCAUCAAGCGCCUGAUGGACAGCGACGAACCGUACACCUACAAGAGCGACUGGUUCGAGUUGAACGAUGCCCAUCUGCAGUUGCGUCCCUAUCAGCAGCCCUUCCCGCUGGUCGUCGCGUCGGUCCAGUCACCGGCCGGAGUGACCACGGCCGGCAAGCACGGGGCCGGGGUCAUCUCCCUCAGCGUGCCCCGGGACAUGGUGCGGUCCACCAGCCUGAAGGACCAGUGGGCCAUCGCGGAGGAGACGGCUGCCGAGCACGGGCAAACCGUGAAGCGCGAGGAGUGGCGCCUGUCAGUUGGCGUGCACUUGGCCGACUCGAAGAAGCAGGCCCAGGAGGACAUCCGCGAAGGUUCCGCUCGCGUGGUCACCGAGUAUUUCGGCAACACCCUCGGCCACGAGGUUCCGGAUGUCCCGCGCGACCAGAUCGUCGACUUCAUGACCGACAACAAGCAGUGGAUCGUCGGAACGCCGGACGACUGCAUCCAGCGUAUCAACGAGCUGCAGGAGAUGUCCGGCGGGUUCGGCGGCAUGCUGGUUCGGGCGGAGGACUGGGCUCCCCGAGACAAGCUCCAUCGUUCUUACGAACUCCUGGCACGUUACGUGAUGCCCCAGUUCCAGGGAAGCCUUUCGGGAAUCAAAACCUCCCAGCAGUGGGCGUCCGACCUCAAGGACACCCUGCAGGUCAAUCGUCGCGCCGGCCUCGAACGCGCCAGCCAGGCCUACGAGGAAAGCCGCCAGCGCAGUUGA